AUCCCCCUUUCCUCUCCAAAAGUCCAAACGAGUCCUUCUCGUUCUUGAUCGGCAGAUCGAGAGAGAGAGAGAGAGAGACAGAGACGGAGUAGACAUCGAUGAAAGAAUCAACGGCCACGAUGGAGAUCCAACUCUCCCGCCCCACCAUCAUCUCCCCCUCAUCUUCAUCCUCUUCCUCCUCCAACCCCAAUAACCACAACCACAACGAAAACCCCAACAACAACAAUGAAAACCCUAACAGCAGCAACAACAGCAACAAUCCCAUGCAAUCUUGGUGGGAAUCCAUCUCCAAAGCCCGGUCACGAAUCCAGGCGCUCUCAUCCAUCCUUCCUCCAUCCUCAUCGUCCAUCCUUUCCGCCCUCGCAGACUCCGAUCGCCCGGCCCGCUCCCUCCUCGAAUCUCCCGACGCCUCCCUCUCUAUCUCCGCCGCCCUUUCCGCCCCCUACUCCGGCUCCGGCGACGACCCUCUCUGCCACUGGCUCUACGAUACCUUCCUCUCCUCCGAUCCCGAUCUCUGCCUCAUCGUCCUCUCCUUCAUCCCCCUCCUCUCCGGCAUCUACCUCUCCCGCGUCGUCUCCGCCGGCCCUGCAGCUCCGUCCCUCGCCGGCUUCGAGGCCGUCCUUCUCUCACUCUACGCCUCCGAGACGAAGGCCCGUGCCGGGAAGCCCGUCCUCAUCUCCGUCCCCGACCUCUCCUACCCCUCCCUCUACCACUCACCCCGCAACAAGCCCCCUCCCUUCCAAUCCCAGCCGUCCGUCGGUGUCCUCUCUGCCCCUCUUGAACCCCAGAGCGCCAUCAAGUCGACCAAGCGCGCUUGCAUUGUCGCUGUCGCGCUCGAUUGCUACCAUAAGAAGAUCUCCCUUAUGCCGAGCCGGUCCAAGAUUGACUUGUGCGAGUUUGCCGCUGCGUGGGCAGGGCAGGAUUGCUCUUGCCCGGACGAAUUAGACAGUGCUAGCUUGGAUGGGAAAGAUGGAAAUAGCAAUUCCUUUAUGGAGAUUAGGAUUUCAGGAGACGGGGACGAAAUUGAGAGUGUUGGGGAGGAGAUGGGCAGGCUGGGGAUUGUAGAAUGCAGCCCCAAGAGAGCCAAUGGGCAUUGCACAGAAAAUGGGGCUUCUUUGAGAGGUUCCAGAAUUCCACUCCCAUGGGAGUUAUUCCAGGUGAUGCUGAGAAAUCUUGGGCACUGCCUUUUGGCCCCGCUGAAUCCGCAGGAGGUGAGGGACGCAGCAUCGGUGGCGGUACGAUGUUUGUAUGCUCGGGCGUUGCACGAUCUAAUCCCACAGGCAAUUUUGGCCACACGGAGUCUGAUCCAGCUCGAUAAGAGGGCACGGGCAUUGGCGAAGGAGGCUGCAGCGGCCAACUCUGCGUCGAAUCCGAACACGCCAAGCAAGCCGAAGAAGCCAGAGAUUCUCUUGGUCUCGAAAUGAUUGGACAUGACAGCAAGUUUAUGUUUUCGUGGUCAAAGGUUAUUCUUGCACAAUGCAAGUGGCUGGUUUGGUGAUGCUCCUCUAGAAGCUUCCGGUGAUUUUGGUUUAAACCCGGAGGAUGGAGAGUUUCAUCUGAUGUGUCAGGUUCCAUGUGUUGAAGUUAAUGCCCUCAUGAAGACUUUCAAGAUGAAGCCUUUGCUGUUUCCGAUCUCACCGUUCAUCUUUUCAGCUACCACACCGGCCUAGCUUAGAGCACUGACGAUGCUUCACUCGCUGGGCCGCACGUGGGCCUGAAUAUGUGGAAGGAAUGGUUGGUUGGUAGGCAAGGUGGGCCCAAGUCAGUUUCCAUCCUAUUCACAGCUUACCUUUCAAGAAAGACUUUAAUGCUACCCCUACAAAGCAACCCACACGCAAUCUGAUGGGUCAACAUCUUUCAGUGGGACCCUGAUCCUUGUCUAAAUGAAAGUUCCUUUAUUAGAGUAGUUGCUUCAUCUCACCUAAUAUCUAACCAUCGUAGAUACUCAAUAUAACAAAAGCAUUUUCGUGCUCCA
Magnolia sinica is the source of this 1975-nucleotide messenger RNA. RefSeq lists its product as uncharacterized. The record is from RefSeq and is a predicted model, not a curated record. NCBI's taxonomy places the organism in Eukaryota, Viridiplantae, Streptophyta, Magnoliopsida, Magnoliales, Magnoliaceae. Bases 99 to 1424 code for a protein of 441 amino acids. Gene Ontology annotation, cellular component: plasma membrane. Gene Ontology annotation, biological process: phosphatidylinositol phosphate biosynthetic process; protein localization to plasma membrane. The transcript has 4 exons.